Molecule: messenger RNA, 1632 nt
Organism: Ilex paraguariensis (yerba mate)
Lineage: Eukaryota; Viridiplantae; Streptophyta; Magnoliopsida; Aquifoliales; Aquifoliaceae
Source: the annotation of a GenBank genome assembly
AUGGAAAACGCACUGGGGAAACUCAACUACUCAAUCGAUGCCUAUCAAGCAAACCAGGUACUUAAGCAGCUGAAAGACCAUGAUGUUGCUCUUAAUUUUUUCUAUUGGUUGAAAAGACAACCGGGAUUCAAGCAUGAUGGGCACACCUACACCACCAUGGUUGGCAUCCUUGGCCGUGCCAGGAAAUUCAGGGAAAUAAACAAGUUGCUUGACCAGAUGGUCAUGGAUGGAUGUCAGCCAAAUGUUGUGACGUACAACCGUCUUAUUCAUAGUUUUGGUCGGGCAAAUUAUUUGAAUGAAGCUGUUGAUGUUUUCAACCAGAUGCAAGAAGUAGGGUGUCAACCUGACCGUGUCACGUAUUGCACACUCAUUGAUAUCCACGCAAAAGCUGGGUAUCUUGAUGUUGCCAUGGACAUGUAUCAGAGGAUGCAAGAGGCUGGGCUUUCUCCAGACACGUUCACUUAUAGUGUCAUCAUCAAUUGCCUUGGCAAAGCAGGCCAUUUAGCCGCCGCCCACAAGCUAUUCUGCGAGAUGAUUAGUCAUGGCUGUGUGCCUAACUUGGUGACUUAUAAUAUUAUGAUUGCCUUGCAUGCCAAAGCGAGGAACUACCUGAGUGCAUUACAGCUUUAUGGUGACAUGCAAAAUGCUGGAUUUGAGCCAGACAAAGUAACUUACAGCAUAGUUAUGGAGGUCCUUGGUCAUUGUGGUUAUCUAGAAGAAGCCGAGGCUCUUUUCUUUGAAAUGCAACAAAAGAACUGGGUUCCUGAUGAGCCUGUAUAUGGUCUUCUGGUGGACUUGUGGGGUAAGGCUGGGAAUGCAGAAAAGGCUUGGGGGUGGUAUCGAGCCAUGCUCGAUUCAGGUUUGUGCCCCAAUGUGCCGACAUGCAACUCCCUGCUCAGUGCUUUCCUUAGGGUACACCGACUGUCUGAUGCAUGUAACUUGUUACAGAGCAUGCUCAAUUUGGGUCUACACCCAUCUUUGCAAACUUACACCUUGCUCCUCAGUUGUUGUACGGAGUCCCAAACAUCAUAUGACAUGGUAUUUUGUUGUGAGCUUAUGGCAGUCACUGGCCACCCAGCACAUGCAUUCCUACUAUCCAUGCCAGCAGCAGGACCUGAUGGCCAGAACGUGAGAGAUCAUGUCAGCAACUUCUUAGACCUUAUGCACAGUGAAGAUAGAGAGAGCAAGAGGGGACUUGUGGACUCAGUGGUCGAUUUUCUUCAUAAGACGGGGCUCAAGGAGGAAGCUGGAUCUGUUUGGGAGGUGGCUGCUCAGAAGAAUGUUUAUCCAGACGCAGUUAAAGAGAAAAGCUCGUCUUAUUGGCUUAUAAACCUCCACGUUAUGUCAGAUGGAACUGCCGUAACUGCUCUAUCUAGGACGCUCGCCAGGUUUCGCCAACGGAUACUUGUGUCAGGGAUUUGUCCCAACCGCAUUGAUAUUGUGACAGGAUGGGGGCGAAGGAGUCGGGUGACGGGAUCUUCUCUGGUGAGGCAGGCAGUGCAGCAGUUGCUGCACAUUUUCAGCUUUCCUUUUUUCACUGAACAUGGUAAUUCUGGAUGUUUUGUAGGGUGUGGGGAGCCUCUUAAUAGAUGGUUGCUCCAAUCUUAUGUGGAGAGGAUGCAUUUGCUGUAG